Messenger RNA from Syzygium oleosum, 393 nucleotides. RefSeq lists its product as uncharacterized. NCBI's taxonomy places the organism in Eukaryota, Viridiplantae, Streptophyta, Magnoliopsida, Myrtales, Myrtaceae. The record is from RefSeq and is a predicted model, not a curated record. The transcript has a single exon. Bases 1 to 393 code for a protein of 130 amino acids.
AUGGCUGAUGGUGAGAUAGUCAAUCCUCAGGAUGUGUAUGACGUAGACGGCGUGGAUGAGCCCAUGCAUGGGGAGCCUCAAGUAAUCGCCGAAGAUUAUGAUCAGCUCGAAGACGAAGAAGAGGAAUUUGAAGACAUGGACAUAGAUGAUGAGGAAGAGAUUGGAGAGGUCGCCGAGGUAGGGUCCGAUGUGGAGAUAGGAGCUAAGGAAGAUGACGAGUUAGGUUUUUAUCUAGAUCCAGAGUUAGAGCUAGAUUCGGAGGACGAGAGGAUCGCAGCCGAGGAUGAGCGAGCACAAGCCAUGGAUUCGGAGGAGUCAGGCUCUAGCGAGGAUGCCUCCGAGGAGUUGCCAGAUGAUUCUACCGAGUCGUCCGACCCUGAUUGGGAGCCCUAG